UAUUUACAUUCUGUUGUGCGUAUAAUCUGAUGAUUCGAAACCGAUGCGUAUCCAUUCCAAGACAUAUUCCAAGCCUUUCAUCUCCUUACCGGUAGCCAAGAAAUUCCUCUCUUUUCAGAACGUCAUUGUACGACAGAGUAGCCAGCUAAACAGCCGAGCCCUCAGCGGGCGCCUCCCGCCGGACAAGGGACCCUACAUCCAACACUACCUCAUUGAGAUCCACAACGAAGGCUCCUCCUACUCACUCCAAGCUUCUGAAAACCGCUUCGACACCCUUCCUUCGCUCAUCACCUAUUAUUCUCAGUGCUGCGAAGAGUUGCUGGCUCAGCUCAAGCUUCCUCGCACCAUCCAGGAGGCCAAGACCCGCCAUGAACUCGGCUCUCUCUCGCUGCUCGGACAAGGUAUACGUGGAAACAAUGAAGGAAGUGAUGAUAUUGCGUGGCUUGCAUCCGUUGUUGUCAUGGUUGGACACAAAACAAAGAGUAGAAGAAGAUAAUAAGGAGAAGAAAAGAAUACGUUCAAGAAGAAUUACUUGAAGAAAAAAAAAAAGGAGGAAAAUGAAUGUAAAAAAAAGUUGAAGAAAAUGAUAAGCGUUAUGUGAUGGUCAUUGUCUCUUAUUUCCGAACACUCUACUAAAGUGACUCUAAAUGAAGUUGAUUGUCUAAUUAUUAUUAAUUAUAUUAUAGAAGAAAAGGAAAACUGAACACACACACACACACACACACACACACACUGAAAUAUUCUUUUUCAAAAUAUUUCGCAAGAACACUAUCAAGACUUCCGUCAUUAUGUAACGCAUCCAUAUAUAUAUAU
This is a messenger RNA of Scylla paramamosain (green mud crab), 813 nucleotides long. Its product is annotated as protein sprint-like. The coding region runs from base 44 to 496 and encodes 150 amino acids. The transcript is spliced from 3 exons. NCBI's taxonomy places the organism in Eukaryota, Metazoa, Arthropoda, Malacostraca, Decapoda, Portunidae. The record is from RefSeq and is a predicted model, not a curated record.